Hydra vulgaris (swiftwater hydra) is the source of this 2133-nucleotide messenger RNA. NCBI's taxonomy places the organism in Eukaryota, Metazoa, Cnidaria, Hydrozoa, Anthoathecata, Hydridae. The record is from RefSeq and is a predicted model, not a curated record.
AUGGCUUACAUAAAGCCUGUUGAAUUUGCAUUAGGCUAUGAUAAUAAUAAAAAAUUUAGAACAGCCCAAUAUGUUUCAAUAAAAGAUUUGAUAUGUAUGCUGUACUCAAGACACAGCAACAAUACUGGAUUCUGGCUGAAACACAGUAGUACUUCAGGUGUAUUUACAGACAUUUCUAGUGGAUCACUAAUGCAAUCAAUUGCAAUAUCUAGUGAAAAGAUAAUAUACCUCAUGUUGUUCCAAGAUUCCUUUGAAGUUACAAAUCCUAUUGGUUCAGGAAAGAAAAAACAUAAAACACUAGCUGUUUAUCUGACAUUAGCAAAUAUUCCGUCCCAAAAACGAUACACAUCCGAUCAACUACAAUUAGUGCUUAUGUGUCGAGAUGUUGAUUUUAAGUUUUUUGGCUUAAAGAAGGUGUUUGCUCCUUUAUUGUCUGAUUUACAGGAAAUUUCAAUGUCUGGUGUUGCUAUUUCUGACACCUUGACAUUAACAAUAAAGCUUCUAUGUAUACUGGGUGAUAAUCUUGGAUCACAUGCUAUUGGAGGUUUUUGUGAAAAUUUCAGCACAGCUCAAUACUUUUGUCGAUACUGCUUAGUGACACGUAUCGAAUUUGAUACAAAUCCUCACUUUUGUGGCCCUGAAAGAACAAAAGAAAUACAUAAUAGAAGCUUGCUUGAACUAGCAAACUGUGGUUUAAACAACUUUGAAGGCGUCAAAUUUCAGUCACCUUUUAAUGAUAUUAGUGAUUUUCAUGUCUCCACUGGUUUGCCACCAUGUCUAGCUCAUGACUGUUUUGAAGGAUUAGUAUCACAAGAUAUGUAUCUUUUUAUUAAGUAUUUUGUUACUAAGCGAUGGUUUUCUUAUAACAACCUAAAUAGAAGAAUAAAUCUACUUAAGUAUUUAGAAAAUGAUGCACAAGACAAACCAUGUGAAGUUAACAAAAUAUCGUGCACAAAGAAGCUAAGUGGCCAUGCAGUACAAAACUGGGUGUUUUUGCGUUUGUUUUCCAUAAUUAUUGGAUCAUAUGUAACUAAUUAUGAGGACUCUGUGUGGUUACUGUAUCUUAAAUUAAAACAAAUUAUGGAGUUGGUUUGUUCACCAAAGAUUGAUCUUGCACAUAUUGCAUACCUAAAGACACUAAUACACGAGUAUUUGUCUGGACGAAAGGAACUGUUUCCUGAUAAUAAACUUUUACCUAAACAUCACUAUUUGUGUCAUUACCCACAGCUUAUACUACGAUAUGGCCCUCUCAUACGUGUGUUUACACUGCGAUUUGAGAGCAAGCAUUCUUAUUUUAAACGAUGUGCUCGAAAUUACCAUAAUUAUAAACACUUAUGCAAAACAUUGACUAGCACCCAUCAAUUGCUGCAAGCAUACAACAAUUCAAGCAUUACAACCCAGGACUAUUUUUCUAUUGAUUCCUUCUUGUAUAAUGGAACAAAUUUCAAUUCUUUAAUAAACAGUUUAAUAUUAAAUACAUGUGGUCAGUUUCCGCAUGAUGUUUCAACGCAUGUUGUUUUUCGUGGCACACAUUACAAGAAAAAUCUCUUUUUAUUGUAUCCAAGCUGUAGCAUUCCUCGGGUUAUUGUCGCAAUUCAAAAGACUGAGUUUGUCCAUGAACUUGGUUUAUAUGAAAUAUUUGGUUCUACAGAUAAAAUUAUAUGUCUUGCACUGCCAUGCUUAAUUGACUAUCUGCCGUUACCAGCUUACAUAUACCAGCAUCGAAAAAUGGUGAUGGAAUUUAUUAAAACCAGCAUCAUUAGAAUCCUGCCAUCUAUAGAUGCAACUUUAUUAGAGCAACUUGCAACUAGUUUGGAGCUAGAUGUUGGAGUGGAGACUCAAGCAGAUCUUCAUUUAGUUACAUUUGAAGACUUGUUUGGCCUAAAACCAAUACAAAAACGAAAACUACUUCAAUCAUGGUUAUCAAAUAAUGUGGUUAACAUUAUUAGUGAUUAUUGUGACCAUUUCAUUACAGCUGAUUCCAACAUGUUGACACCAGCAUUGAUGACUUUGUCGUCACCAUGUAUACCCUGCUCUUCUACUGAAAUUUUAGCAGCAGAAGGAUCUUCUGCGGCAUCAAAUUAUUUUGGACCUUCUGAUUGGUGUUGUUUAAUGUACCAUGGGGAAAAAUAG